CUGUUCUCAUCGCGGAUGGGGAAUAAAUAACUGCUAUCAUUCGGAAGAUUCUGGAGUAGAAUGUAUAAAAACAGCUACAAAUGUGUCCGUCAGAAUACAAGGGCCUUACAGAGGUAUCCUACAAUGGAGUAUGGGGAACAAUAUGCGAUUAUAGAUGGGAUUUUAGAGAUGCUAGGGUCGUGUGUCGUCAACUUGGUUAUCUAGAUGCCGUCAGAUCUCUUCAAGGGGGGCAGGUUCCAUCAGGUUCAGGACAAAUAUGGUUGGAAGACGUCAGAUGUACAGGAAAAGAAAAGGUUAUAUCAAGAUGCUCACAUCCCGGAUGGGGAAUUAAUUAUUGCACUCAUUCGGAAGAUGCUGGAGUAGAAUGUAUUAAAACAGCUUCAAGUGUGUCGUUGAGAUUACAAGGGCCUUCAAGUGAAAAUGGUACUGGUCGAGUAGAAGUAUUUUACAAUGGACUAUGGGGAACAAUCUGUGACGAUGGAUGGGAUUUUAGAGACGCUAAGGUUGUAUGUCGUCAACUUGGUUAUCCAGAUGCCGUAAGAUCUUAUCAAGGGGGGCAGGUUCCAUCAGGUUCUGGACAAAUAUGGUUAACUGACAUCAGAUGUACAGGAAAGGAAGAGAAUAUAUCAAGUUGUUCUCGUUCCGAAUGGGGAAUCAAUAAUUGUGAUCAUUCGAAAGAUGCUGGAGUAGAAUGUAGUAAAACAGCUACAAAUGUGUCGAUCAGAUUACGAGGGCCUUCAAGUAAAAAUGGUAUUGGUCGUGUUGAAGUAUUCUACAAUGGACUAUGGGGAACAAUCUGUGAUGAUGGAUGGGAUUUUAGAGAUGCUAGGGUUAUAUGUCGUCAACUUGGUUACUCAGAUGCAAUCAGAUCUCUUCAAGGGGGUGAGUUUCCCUCAGGUUCUGGGCAAAUAUGGUUAGAUGACGUCAGUUGUAAAGGGAAAGAAGAGAAUAUAUCAAGAUGUUCUCAUCCCGGGUGGGGAAUUAAUGAUUGCGAUCAUUCGGAAGAUGCUGGAGUUGAAUGUAGUGAAACAGCUACAAAUGUGUCGAUCAGAUUACAAGGACCUUCAAGUGAAAAUGGUACUGGUCGUGUCGAGGUAUUCUACAAUGGAACCUGGGGGACAGUCUGUAAAGCUGGAUGGGAUUUUAGAGAUGCUAAAGUUGUUUGUCGUGAACUUGGUUAUCCUGAUGCCGUCAGACCUCCUCAAGGCAGACAGGUUCCAUCAGCUUCUGGACAAAUAUGGUUAGAUGACAUCAGUUGUACAGGAAAUGAAGAGAAUAUAGCAAGAUGUUCUCAUCGUGGAUGGGGAAUUAAUAAUUGCAAUCAUUCCGAUGAUGCUGGAGUAGAAUGUGGUAAGCCUGCCAGUGUUUUAUUGAGGUUACAAGGACCAUUGAGUGAAAAUGGUAUUGGCCGUGUUGAAGUUUCUUACUAUGGACAAUGGGGAACAAUCUGUGAUGUUGGAUGGGAUUUGAGUGAUGCCAGGGUUGUAUGUCGUCAACUUGGUUAUAAAAAUGCUGCUAGGCCACUUCGUCGUGGACAGGUUCCUCCUGGUUCUGGGCAAAUAUGGUUGUCUAACGUUGGUUGCAAAGGAAACGAACAAAAUAUAACAAGUUGUUUACAUGAAGCUUGGGGAAAUAAAUAUUGUACACACAUUCAUGACGCUGGAGUUGAAUGCAGCUCAGAAGGCUAUGUCCCUUGCACUGGAAGAGAACCUAACAAGGCAAAUUGUUCACAUGGACCUUCGAGAAAUAAUAAUUGCAAGCACAACGAAGACACUGGUGUGAAAUGUGGUACAAAAGGAUUUUGUAAACACGAUUCGAUGUUAGGUUUGACGCUAGCUAAUAACAACGCAGUCAUCGCACUACCCAAGUUUGGGUAG
This is a messenger RNA of Dendronephthya gigantea, 1877 nucleotides long. RefSeq names its product deleted in malignant brain tumors 1 protein-like. The transcript has 8 exons. NCBI's taxonomy places the organism in Eukaryota, Metazoa, Cnidaria, Anthozoa, Malacalcyonacea, Nephtheidae. Gene Ontology annotation, cellular component: membrane. The record is from RefSeq and is a predicted model, not a curated record. Bases 81 to 1877 code for a protein of 598 amino acids.